UAUGGUUUCUCUACAGCCUACAACCCUCAAGAAAAUAAAACUUAUUUAUUUAUAUAUAUUUACUAUUAUAAUAAUCAUAAUAAUAAUAAUAAUAAAAUCUUCAUCCUUCUCCAUCUGAAUCUCUUCUCCAAACCAACAUUCUAUCAGUGAAAAAUAUAGCAAUAAUUUAUUUGAAUUUAGUGACAGAAAGGAUGAUUCAAAGAAGGAACAUCCAAUGGGUAGUUGUAAUUUUGGGGUUUAUUGCUAGUCAAGUGGAAUCCCUUCGAUUUGAUCUGCAAUCUGGUCUCACUAAAUGCAUAGCUGAAGAUAUUAAGAGCCAUGCCAUGACUGUAGGCAAGUACCAAAUUGUGAACCCUAAUGAAGGUUAUCCUUUGCCUGAUACUCACAAAGUCACUGUCAGGGUGACAUCUACAUAUGGAAAUACCUAUCAUCAAGGGGACAAUGUUGUUGAAGGGCAUUUUGCUUUUGAGGCAGCGGAAGCUGGGGAUUACAUGACUUGCUUCUUUGCUGCUGAUCACAAGCCCCCUGUAACUCUUUCUCUCGAUUUUGACUGGAGGACUGGUGUAGCUGCUAAGGAUUGGACGAGUGUUGCCAAGAAAGGCUCUGUUGAAAUAAUGGAAUUUGAACUAAAGAAGAUACUUGAAAAUGUUAAAGCCAUCCAUGAUGAGAUGUUUUUCCUCCGUGAAAGGGAAGCUGAAAUGCAGGAACUGAACAGAUCUACCAACUCCAAAAUGGCUUGGAUGACUGGCUUGUCAAUCUUCUUGUGUUUAGGUGUGGCAGGAUUGCAGUUGUGGCAUUUGAAGACCUUCUUUGAAAAGAAAAAGCUUAUCUAAUGUUGUUUCUGAUAGCUUAAUAAUGCAACAUGUAUGUGUAGAAUUUUCCAUAGAUUACAGCUGAAGAGGGAAGGCAAUGUUUUUGAGUUAAUUGUGAUAGAGAGAACUUGGAUCUUUUUAGUUAAUUACUUUUAUAUGACACAUUCUCCUAUUUAGCUUUCUCCAUUUUAUUUGCA
Molecule: messenger RNA, 1009 nt
Organism: Solanum lycopersicum (tomato)
Lineage: Eukaryota; Viridiplantae; Streptophyta; Magnoliopsida; Solanales; Solanaceae
Product: transmembrane emp24 domain-containing protein p24delta9
Biological process (GO): Golgi organization; intracellular protein transport; endoplasmic reticulum to Golgi vesicle-mediated transport
Cellular component (GO): COPII-coated ER to Golgi transport vesicle; endoplasmic reticulum; endoplasmic reticulum-Golgi intermediate compartment
Source: RefSeq, a predicted model, not a curated record